Messenger RNA from Mesocricetus auratus (golden hamster), 5418 nucleotides. It is a transcript of the gene Ccr2, whose product is annotated as C-C motif chemokine receptor 2. NCBI's taxonomy places the organism in Eukaryota, Metazoa, Chordata, Mammalia, Rodentia, Cricetidae. Gene Ontology annotation, biological process: G protein-coupled receptor signaling pathway; blood vessel remodeling; chemotaxis. Gene Ontology annotation, molecular function: chemokine (C-C motif) ligand 5 binding; C-C chemokine receptor activity. The coding region runs from base 255 to 1358 and encodes 367 amino acids. The transcript is spliced from 2 exons. The record is from RefSeq and is a predicted model, not a curated record. Gene Ontology annotation, cellular component: cytoplasm; membrane.
UAAUCCUGUGGAGACCUCAGCCCAGUAUACAAUGGUCCUGGCUGGAAAAGAAGAACUGUGAAUCUUUGUUGCUUUUUUUUUUUCUUCAAAUCUUUACCAUCACUUGCCCUUCUAUCUCCGCCUUCUCUUUCUGCAGGAAACUUUAUUUCCUACUUCUGCACACCAAGUUUCUACCUCCAGAUCUGAGGUUUUUGUUUCUGAGAAGCCUGAGACACUAGUGCCUCCAAGAAGAAGCCAUCCCUGAAACAAGGGAAAUGGAAGACAGCGAUAUGUUUCCUCAGCUCAUCCAUGGCAUAUUAUCAACAAAAAAUAUCCAAGAGUUAGAUGAAGACUUCACCACACCUUAUGACUAUGAUAAUAGUGCACCUUGUCAUAAAAACAAUGUGAAGCAAACUGGUGCCUGGAUCCUGCCCCCACUCUACUCUCUGGUAUUCAUCUUUGGCUUUGUGGGUAACAUGUUGGUCAUUCUCAUCCUGAUAAGCUGCAAAAAGCUAAAGAGCAUGACUGACAUCUACUUGCUCAACCUGGCCAUCUCUGACAUGCUCUUCCUGCUCACUCUCCCAGUCUGGGCUCACUAUGCUGCAAAUGAGUGGGUAUUCGGGGAUAUAAUGUGCAAAUUAUUCACAGGGCUCUAUCACAUUGGUUAUUUUGGUGGAAUCUUCUUCAUUAUCCUCCUGACGAUUGAUAGGUACUUGGCUAUUGUCCAUGCUGUGUUUGCUCUAAAAGCCAGGACGGUCACCUUUGGGGUGAUGACAAGUGGAGUCACUUGGGUGGUGGCUGUGUUUGCCUCUCUCCCAGGAAUCAUAUUUACUAAAUUCAAAGAAGAGUAUUAUCAUCAAACCUGUGGUCCUUAUUUUCCAUUAAUAUGGAAGAAUUUCCAUGCAAUAAUGAGGAAUAUCUUGAGCCUGGUCCUACCCUUACUUGUCAUGGUCAUCUGCUACUCAGGAAUCCUCCACACCCUGUUUCGCUGUAGGAAUGAGAAGAAGAGGCACAGGGCUGUGAGGCUCAUCUUUGCCAUCAUGAUUGUCUACUUUAUCUUCUGGACUCCCUACAACAUUGUUCUCUUCCUGAACACCUUCCAGGAAUUCUUGGGACUGAGUAACUGUGUGACUACCAAUCACUUAGACCAGGCCAUGCAGGUGACAGAAACUCUUGGAAUGACACACUGCUGCAUCAACCCUAUCAUCUACGCCUUUGUUGGAGAGAAGUUCCGGAGGUAUCUUUCCAUAUUCUUCAGAAAGCACAUAGCUAAACGUCUCUGCAAACAGUGCCCAGUUUUCUAUAGGGAGGCAGUCGAUCGAGUGAGCUCAACAUUCACCCCUUCCACUGGGGAGCAAGAAGUCUCAGUUGGGUUGUAAAGCAAGUAUCAGUCUGCUUUCUUUUAUCAGGUACAAGACACAGUUUGUAUAUGGUAACAGGCUUCAAAGACAGUUAUUCUCACCUUUGGGUCUCAGCCCCUUGUGGGGCUCAAUGACCCUUUGACAGAGAUGGCCUAAGACCACCAGAAAACACAGCUAUUUACAUUACAAUUCAUAACAGUAGCAGUUAUGAAGUAGCAACAAAAAUAAUUUUAUGGUUUGGGGUCACCAUAACAUGAGAGACUGUAUUAAAGGGUCACAGCAUUAGGAAGGUUGAGAACAAUUGCUCAAAGAUGUAUUAAAGAAUAGAGACCUUAAAAUCAGAUGUCCAGGAACCUUAGGAUUAUGACAAGACAGAACUUCAUCACUUCUUGUAUAUAUAAUACUUGUUUAGAAUAAAUGUUGGCAAAAUCUUCAACUUUCCAGCGAACUCAUCUCUGUCCCUGAGAAGAGCUUCAUUGCCUUAUGGUAAAACUAUUUUACCAAUCUUCACCAUGUUUCCCUCUAUUUCUUAUAAGAAGGCGGACAAGAUUAAGCAUUAUUGAUUCUGGAUGAAGAUGAAGAUGAAAGUGAGCAGGGGCCUUUUUCAUUUGGAAGGAAAGGUCCUGGUCAUUGGCACCAUCUCCUACCUGUAUUUAAUUGAAGGCUUUUAUCAGGUUGUGGAAAAUCUGGGAACUGUAAUAGUUUGUUGGGGGCUUUUAUUUGAGUCUCGUGAUUCUUUUAUACAUAACUGCAUAGCACAUUUUUGCUUUGGUAUUUUAUCUAUGACAACAUGAAAAACAUCUUUUCAGUAUCACACUCCAUUGCUUAAAUAUUUCUCAAGUCACAGGUCCUUAUAUGAUAUUUAUAAAAUUGUUUAUAAAAUAUGUAUCAUCAGUGGUUAGCCUAAAAAUAAUAAAGGUUGUUGCUUGAUCUUUCCAGGAAGAGCAAAGACUGGAGGUAGUGAGUGACCAAGAGUGAGGAGAAAUGCCAAUUCCUCCAUCAGGCUUAGAAGGCUGCAGCAAAAAAGGCAGGGGUGGGUGAGACGAUAGCAGGGAUGCAUUUAGAACCACAUACAAUCAGAGGCAAAAUGGAUGCCUCGGAACUGAGGAAAGGUGUCUGGGUGUAAAUUGGUUUUAGUUCAUUGCUGCUAUUUCCUGCUUCCCCACUACCAUUCCCCAGGAUCUUUAUUUCUUAACUGCCAUACUUCAAACAUCAGUGGGCCUAAGAAAAGAGGGUAUGAAACAGCUAAACAUGAGCCCCUGCAUAGUCCUGGAAGAGAAAAAGCACUGAUUAUAUUUUGUGAGCAAAGAAAGGGAUGGAUGCAGCAGGGCCAUGAGCCCUUGCUUUGGUAAUUAUACUCCUAUCCUAGGAACCUAUCUUAAUUACCAGGCAGGAUAAGUCUGGAUUAAAAAAAAAAGAUUACAGAUGGAGUGGGAAUAAGUGUGUCACAGACUAUCUUCCAGUGCCUUAUUUUUUGAUACAAACAUAAUUCAAAGAUUUUUUUUAAAAAUUAAAGAUAGAAAAAAUAAAAAUAAGACUGUAAACUUCGACUUCUAAAGAUGAUGAAAUACCUCUGUAAGAGUUUCUACCAUGCCAGGCUUGAACACAUUACAUUAGUUAAAGAAAAAAAUUCUGACUUUGAGAAUAUGAACUGACAUAGACAACUCUGGAUUGACAGGAUCUUGGAUUUGUGAUCUAUGGACUUACCUAACUAAGGUGAUAUAGAGUCUAAGCCAUCUGGAGUGCAGCAUAUGCUACACAGAUGCCAUGUCAGCAGAGUAAUGUUCUCUCAGGCUUGUUUUCCCUAAAAUUCCUUUAUACCAUUCUUCCCAGAUGUGCUAUUCGUGAUAGAUCGUCCUUUGGGUGAGUGGGAACCCCUAAAUCAAGCCAGCUUCUAAACAAAGCUUUAACAAUUUAAAUUACAAAGGAGAGUACUUAGACGAACUCCUUCUCAUAAGAAAAAUAUCUCUCCUGAGUUGAAGCAAGAAUGUUCUUCCCGAUGCUCUAAUGUGUUUCUCAUCUGACAGAAGCAACAAACAAGGGAACAGACAACCUGGGAACUGGAAGUCUUUGUGGUUUGACUUUGCUACCACAUGAUGAGAAAAAGUUUCUGGAAGAAGGGAAGAGAGUAUCACCUUCAGAAAUAAUGGUGUUUUAUUUUAAUGAUGAUAAGAUUAAAAAACAAAAGUUGAAAACCUAUGAUUUGGGAAAUAAAUCAAUGCUCUAUCUACAUUGCUAGAAACAAGCAUAGGUUUGUUAUACCAGUGUGGUUGACUGUUUUGUUCAUAGAUACACACAUCUUCCCAUGUACUAUUUUGCAAUAUCACCAUACCUGGUACCUGAUGGAGAGGUGUGACUUACAGCCUGCCUUCUAAGCUAUACAUCUUUCUCCAGUUAUUGUGUUAGAAGACAAACACAAAGGACAUCUGUCUUUUCCAAUUAUAGCUUCAGCAUGGUUGGUGUGAGUUUCAUUUUAGGAAACUAAAGCCAUGCAUCUUGGUGAGUGAGAAGAUAAGAGAAAUGAAGCCAGGACCACAUCCAUGAAUAAGAGGAGCAAAAGUUCAUGUCCACUAUGAUAGGCCACUGGGUCGGGAGAUUAUUUGUUAAGGACAGUGCUGACUAAUACAGAUGGGAGUAUUUGUUAAGGACGGUGCUGAAUAAUACAGAUGGGAGAUAAUGUUUAUGAAAAAUGUUUUUCUAUUGUGGGUGCAAUAUGAAAAGCAGCCUGAGGGUCUACAGAUUGGAUGGGUAAGGUGAAAAUGGAUGUUGCUGUCAGCCCAGGACUCUGGAGAGUGGUAUGGGGUACAGAGGGCUCAGAUAUGGUCACAAGAGCACAGGGAAAGAAGAGUAUAUAGGACUUUUUUUUUGAGAAUACAAAAGGUGAGCACUAACUCAGUGAUGGUCAUGCAGCAUGGUAUGAACAUCUACAGUAGGAUUUUGUGCCACAGAAGAAACUGCCUGGUAGGAGUUGUCUGUUAUUUGUUUCCAGAAGUGAGCUCUAAAGUCAUCUGGGGGAAAGCCAUUGAGUGAACAAUUGAAGGAAAGUGGGAACAAGGAGAAGAAAGGCCACCAUACCAAGGGAUGGGUGUUUGGACAGUUUUGGUGCAAUAGUGGGCUUGUCACUGUUCCCAAUAGCCUUAGGUCUGUGCUGUCAAAGCAGCUGGGGAGGCUGGGUGUGUGCAGAGGACUCUGCAGCUGCCGGAAGGACUUCAGUAGAAGCUGUCCAUCUGCUUCUAUGCAUUUAGACUUCUCAGACAAAUGAAAUUAGCUCAAACUAGAUUAUCCAUCAAGCUUGACUGCCCAGGUAUCUAUGGAAACACAUCAUAGGAGAAAGAGUCUGGGCUAUGAGUGUUUCUGAAAGACAGCUCAGGAAUGGGGUGGGAAAAGGCCAGGUAUAGGUUUAGAGAGUGACCAAUAAAGGAUAGAAUUUAUUUAAGAUAUGGACACUUUGGCAUAUUAUCUUAGUCACUGUUCUACUAUUGUGAAAAGACAAUAUGACCAUGACAACUCUUACAACAGAAAGCAUUUAAUUGGGAUUAGCUUACGGUUUCAGAGGUUUAGUCCAUUGUCAUCAUGGCAGGAAACAUGGUGGUGUGCAAGCAUAUUGCUGAAGAACCAGCUGAGAACUGCAUUCCGAUCCGCAGGCAGCAGCAAGAACAAGACACUGGACCUGGCUUGGACCAUUGAAACCUCAAAGCCCACCACUAGUGACAUACUUCCUUCAUUGAGGCCACACCUACUCCAAUAAGGCCGUACUUUCUACUCCAAUAAGGCCUAAUCCUUUCUAAUAGCGCCACUCCUUGGUGGCCAAGCAUUCAAAUAUAUGAGUCUACGGGAAGUUACUCGUAUUCAAGCCACCACACAUAAUAUGUGUAACAUUGAGAAGGUUCUGGCAUGAUGUGGUAUAUGGUGAAUGUAUGUGUGUGGUAGUGGUGGGGUAUAUAAAUCAAGACUUGUAUCCCUGCUGGCCCCAGCAUACAAUUUGUGCCACAUCAGCUCAGCAAUUCAUAAGCAAAGGUCAGGGAACUGAGUAAAGUUUUGAUUCAUCGACAAGUGACUAUUAAACCUCCUAAUACAA